Messenger RNA from Sycon ciliatum, 2837 nucleotides. Its product is annotated as PRKCA-binding protein-like. The transcript has 14 exons. Gene Ontology annotation, biological process: positive regulation of receptor internalization; dendritic spine maintenance; regulation of Arp2/3 complex-mediated actin nucleation. The record is from RefSeq and is a predicted model, not a curated record. Gene Ontology annotation, molecular function: protein domain specific binding; phospholipid binding; protein kinase C binding. Gene Ontology annotation, cellular component: synaptic vesicle; postsynaptic early endosome; trans-Golgi network membrane. Lineage: Eukaryota; Metazoa; Porifera; Calcarea; Leucosolenida; Sycettidae. The coding region runs from base 203 to 1510 and encodes 435 amino acids.
AUUAAUGAUCAUUCUGUUGUAGCUAGCUAGCUCUUGAACAUAACUUCGAGAAGCAAUAAUAUUAUUAUCUGUUGGUCCAAAUUUUCAGAAUGCUACCAUUUCAGCCGUCGAUCUCACCUUCCACGCAACUAAUCAUAUAAACUCGUGCUUUGGUUUGCCAGAAAGUGCUGAAGAAUCCCUGGUCUGAGCUGGAGCUACUAGAAUGUCGAUUUCCGUCAGAAUUGACAAAGGAGAAAAUGGACUCGUGGGCAUCACCAUUGGUGGCGGACCUCCACUUUGUCCAGUGGUGUACAUCGUCCAAGUCUUCGAUAACACGCCAGCGCAAAAGAGCGGCCAGCUUGAGCCCGGUGAUGAACUCCUCAGUGUGAAUGGGAAACCCGUCACUGGUAUGACCAAAACGCAAAUUGCGAAGAAAAUCAAGUCGAUGGGAUCACCGGUCCACCUGGAAAUCCGAAAGCUGCAGACGGACCCGAAAGAGUACAAAUCACUGGACAUUGCAUUGAAGAAUAUCAAGCAUCGAGUAGUGGAGUCCAUGUCGCAGCAGACUGCGGACACUCUGGGCUUGAGCCGCGCCAUUCUUGUCAACGAUGACAUGAUUCAGAAGUUACAGCAUUUGGAAAAGAACACCAAAGCAUACCAAGAGCUCGCCAAGCGAAUUCACGGUGCGCUAGUUGUGUACAAGGAGCAAGCCACACUCAACCGAGAGAUUGGUGAUAUUUUUGCUGAGCUUGCGGUGCACGAAGUACAGCCCAAUGCAAGCAAGGCAUUCACUCUGGUCGGCGAAUCCCACCGGCAAUUUAGCAAGACUGGACUGGAAUUUGUUCAGGAAGCCAAACCGCUACUAUCCGAUAUGCACACGUUUCUCACCAAGGCUAUACCAGACACAAGGUUGACGGUGAAGAAAUAUGCCAAUAUCAAAUUUGAGUAUUUAUCGUAUUGCUUAAAAGCAAAAGAAAUGGAUGACGAGGAAGCCACAUACUAUGCUAUGCACGAGCCCCUGUAUCGUGUUUACACCGGCAACAUGGAGUACCGGCUGACGCUGCGCUGCAGACACAUAGCACGGACCCAGUUUGCUGCGCUGAGAAAGAGUGUCAGCGAGAAGCUGCAACUGCUGGAGAACAAGAGAAUCCAAGACAUCAGCUUUCAGCUGGAGCGUUUCAUUUCGGCCAUGGAGCACUGCUCGCAGCGGUGCCUGAUCUAUCACAAAGGCCUGGACGUCUUUCCCAUCGAGCUGGAUCUGGACCGCGGUGUGUUCAAGUCGGCCGCACAGCGCAUGGCGGCGGCUCUCUACGACACCGACAGCGGACACGACGACGACGCUGGCUGCUCAUCGUCGGCAGCGAGUCACUACAUGCCCGGCGGUGUGUCGGAAUCUGGCAGCAGCCUGGCCGGUGGCUCCUCGCUCAGCAAUGCCGGCAGGGAGUUCGUUGAGCGCACGGACAGCGGUAGAGGUGAGGACUUGCCACGACGGGCAGGCGACGCCGAUUCCGUGUUACUGCAGCUUGAGUAGUAGGUACAGUAUACCUGUAGUGCAACAACAAGACGAGAAACAGAGACAACCAGUUUGAUAUUUGCAAAUGCAACUCUCUCUCUCUCUCACACACACACACACACACACACACACACACACACGCACACACACACACACGUACGCACACAGAUGGAGAGUAUUUUAAUAGCAAUAUGCUCCCCAUCAAAUACCGGUUUCGUUUAGGCCCGGGCACGCAUGCCACAGACCAAGGACAUGCAAUAACGCACAUGGUCUGAGCAACAGUGCACCCACGCAUAGGUUACACAUUCACGCCAUUAUUCUUUAAUGUCGCGUUUUCACGCAGUUAUUCAUAGGCAACAUUAUUAUCACACACUAGUACUAGUAGUAGUAUCAACUAUGUAGGUCACCAUGGCAACUCCCUAGUUAGAUAGUAUUGUUCUGGUUGUGCCGGCCAACGUUCUCCACGACAUUAUGCAUAGCUCGGUGUGCUACCGUGACGUACACAUCCCGUAAAACAUGCGCUUUUCGGCGAGCAUGCAGCCUUCAGUGCUGCUACUCGCAAUCUAGUUUCGCUUUGUGUACACGCCAUGGCACACCGUCUUGAGACCGCCACCAGCCUUCGCUGGUAGAGGUACAUUAUUUCCCGUCAUAGGACAUGUACUGCGGCGAUGCUUAUUAUUUUAGCGCUCUUCAAAGUCUUCAUCGUGAGCAUGACCCCAAUCAUCGUCAUCAUUAUCGCCCAUCCUUCAGUCAUAUUCUGGUUUUAUCCUGUGCAAAGCUCGGCCUCAGCUCCACUGCACUUUUCUUUUAUCAUUGUCCAUUAUUUUAGUUGGCGCCCGGCUCACCUCAGACAGAAAACUCGCCUCCGCUUUGGUUUUUAUGUGCCUGAACCCGGGCGGGAAUCUCCAGAGAGCGGACUUUCCGAUUUUGGCUAACACCGCAAGCAUAAGUCGGCGCUCCCGACCUGUUCUUAUUAUCAUCCUGUGGAUUUUAUUCUCUGGUGCUCUCACGUUUCAUCGCAGCAUUGCUCUUUUACUCACCUUUGUGUGUUAUAUUUUCCGCCAGUUAGGCAGAGACUGAACGGAGUCUUGCCUACAACUAACGUUACUUUUUUUAGGGAAAUUUUAUUCAUGGCAAUCCGCCAUGAUACCCACGUCCUUUAUUUCCAUUUUCAUGCUGUUGAGUGUGGGACAGCCAACUCACGAGAUAUGUGUGAGGUGUGUGCUAGCUGGCGACUUUGGUUUUCUCAUGAACCUUAAAAUCCCUUUCCACUCAUUCAUUGUCUAUUCUGGCAAUUUAAAAUUAUAUGUUUCUUUUUGGAAGGGAAUAUGAGACGCUCCAUCAA